Nothobranchius furzeri (turquoise killifish) is the source of this 3082-nucleotide messenger RNA. Lineage: Eukaryota; Metazoa; Chordata; Actinopteri; Cyprinodontiformes; Nothobranchiidae. The record is from RefSeq and is a predicted model, not a curated record.
GUGAUGUCACAGCGGGCCCAGAAAGAUGGCGGCGGAGGAAAGCGGGUUGAAGCGUCGGAGUCACACAAGCAGCAUCUUCAAAGAAGCCCGUGGAGAAACACUCGUGGAGGUAAACAACGGAGAAAGCAUCAAACCGACGGACGACGCCAAACUGCGAAGAAAACACGGAGAACCGUCAAAUCAAACAGCUGGGGACGCCUUGCUCUUCUGGUGGUUAUGGCUUUAAAUCAGACAGAUCUCAUCCGAGAAACGAAGGGGUUGAUGACCUUCAGGAUGAAGAGGAGCUCGGCACUGCCCGGCCUGUGCAGAUUGUGGUGGCUGAUGAAGAGGAGCACUCUUUCUUGCUGCAGGAGGCGGCACUGGAGCGGCUGCUGCUGCGUGAGGAGGUGCAGGACCUCAAUGUGGUGGUCGUCUCAGUGGCUGGAGCUUUUCGCAAAGGCAAAUCGUUCCUGCUGGACUUCAUGCUGCGCUACAUGUACAGACAGUCACCUGACUCCUGGGUUGGGGGUGAGGAGCAGCCUCUGACCGGCUUCACGUGGCGGGGCGGCUGCGAGAGGGAAACCACGGGGAUCCUGGCCUGGAGCGAGGUGUUUGUGAUGGAGAAACCAGAUGGCAGUAAGGUUGCAGUUCUGCUGAUGGACACACAGGGGGCGUUUGACAGCCAGUCCACUAUUAGAGAGUGUGCUACGCUGUUCGCCCUGAGCACCAUGACCAGUUCAGUCCAGGUGUACAAUCUAUCCCAAAACCUCCAGGAGGAUGAUCUUCAGCACCUCCAGCUCUUCACGGAGUAUGGACGACUUGCUAUGAAGGAAGUCUGUGAGAAACCCUUCCAGACUCUGAUGUUCCUGGUUCGAGACUGGAGUUAUCCCUAUGAGCAUCCGUAUGGGUUGGAGGGAGGGCGGAGCUUCUUGGAGAAACGACUGCAGGUCAAACCGAACCAACAUGAAGAGCUACAAAAUGUCCGGAAACACAUCCGCUCCUGCUUCUCCAACAUCUGCUGCUUCCUGCUUCCACAUCCUGGCCUCAGAGUGGCCACCAACCCUCACUUUGAUGGCCGGCUCAAAGAUAUUGAUGACGAGUUUAAGAAGGAGCUGUUGAACCUCGUUCCUGCUCUUCUUUCUCCUCAAAACCUGGUGGAGAAAGAAAUUGGAGGUGUGAAAAUCACCUGCAGAGAUUUGGUGCUUUACUUUAAAGCCUACAUGAAGAUCUACCAGGGAGAAGAACUUCCUCAUCCUAAGUCCAUGCUGCAGGCAACGGCUGAAGCUAAUAAUCUUGCAGCUGCAGCGAUCGCCAAAGAUCUGUACUACAAAAGCAUGGAACAGAUCUGCGGCGGAGACCGACCUUACAUUUCUCCAUCAGAACUGGAGCGCCAUCACGCAGAGCUGCGGCAGUCCUCAGUAUGGCAUUUCCGUUCUGUCAAGAAGAUGGGUGGCGAGGAGUUUUGCCGGCGCUACCAGGAGCAGUUAGAGGUGGAGCUCAAUGAGGCUUAUGCAAACUUCAGCAAGCACAACGAUGGCAAGAACAUCUUCAGUGCAGCACGAACGCCCGCCACACUGUUUGCUGUCAUGUUCAUCAUGUACUUGGUGUCAUUGGUCACUGGCUUUGUGGGCAUUCGCUCCGUGGCCGUGCUGUGCAAUCUGAUGAUGGGUGUGGCUCUGACCCUUUUCUGCAUCUGGGCCUAUGCCAAAUACUCUGGAGAGUUUCGUGAAGUUGGAGGAGUCAUCGACAAAGUGGCAGAAACCCUUUGGGAGCAGAGGACUCCACGAAAGAUUUUCUCCAAACUCUUUGAGGUGGCUCGGGGUAGAGUUCCACUGGGAAGCCUGGCUCCGGCGCCCCGGCCUUGGCUCGCCUCCAACAACAACGUGAAGAAGAAGAACUAGCCGCUGCCCUCCUGGCCAUCUCCCCUUGGCUUAAAGACCCCCCAGGUCCCUGCUCUUACUAGAUGAGGGUUUCUUUUACUGGGAUGACUCUCUGUAGCCACAUGAGGCAGGUGAUGUACUUUUCCUCUGGUGGGAGAGGCCAUGUGACUCCCUGUCAGCUCAGGUGUGUGGACCUGCCAGAGGACGUCUCCACAUUGGUUCCCACGUAUGUGACUGUGUAAACGAAGAGCAUGACCACUCACCUCCCACCCUGAUCAUCUUGCCCCCGGCGUUUCAGUGGCUGCUACCAAAGUUUUCCAUCUUUACUCGUAGAAAUUCUCUGGCUCUGCUGAAGGACAUUGAAGGUUUAUCAGCUAAUGACGGUUUGAUAUAUUUGGAGAAGUUUAGGGUGGAGGGGUCAGAAUUGUUGAUGUGCGUAGCCCCAGCUGUGAAGUGUUAGAUCAGGCAGCGUGCAGUAGAGAAGAACCACCAGGCGCAUGAAACGAGGCCACGGGGAGAGGAUUCUGCCACCAUCCAGAUGUCCAGAUGAAGAUUGCAGCUGUGACCUGGCUCUGCAGACUCCUGUUGUUAGGAGCUGUUUGGACUGUUUUUGUCUGAGUUCCUCCCAGAACUGGUGCGGUCCGGUCCAGUCCGGCCUGCCAGAGUUCUAGUUCCACCCUGUUGCUGAAGAGGCUUCUCAUCCUCCUUUUUGACCAGAACUUUGUUCUCUUUCCUGACUCUAAAAGCACUCGAAGCCUUUUCGCUACACAUGACAGGUAUUGAUUUGACACUUGGAACGAAUGUGUUUUCCAUAGAUGUCUGACCCAGAUGGCCUUUAGGAUGAGGUCGACGGUUCUGCUGUAGGAAGCCACACACGUGUCGGUCAUCUCGGCCGGGUUAGGGUGCAGCCUCGUCGGGCAUGUGUGUGUGUGUGUGUGUGUGUGUGUUCACUACUUAUAGAAAUGUCAGAUUUUCUAGACCUUUUUGUAGCUGGAAGAACCGCAGUGGGGUGGAAGACCAGAAUACAGCUGCUGUAGGUUUGUGGAAAUGUCUGAUGAAUUCCUUUUUUACGUAUAGAUUUGUAAGUUUGAUCUUACAUGACCACUGCUGUACCACCUUCUGCUGGCAAAGGAUGUUUAUAAUCAUUUUAGUUUUUUGCCUGUUGCAUUUUAGCUUUCUUGGGUUAUUUUUCAGUACAUGAAUAAACUGAGCUGGUAUAAACA